Molecule: messenger RNA, 3052 nt
Organism: Paramisgurnus dabryanus
Lineage: Eukaryota; Metazoa; Chordata; Actinopteri; Cypriniformes; Cobitidae
Product: C-C chemokine receptor type 5-like
Biological process (GO): cell chemotaxis; positive regulation of cytosolic calcium ion concentration; immune response
Cellular component (GO): external side of plasma membrane; membrane
Molecular function (GO): C-C chemokine binding; C-C chemokine receptor activity
Source: RefSeq, a predicted model, not a curated record
AGUGUCAUAAACCAAUACAUUGACAUAGAAAAUAAACUAUCUAUAUUACAUCUCAUUUACCUCACCUGAUCUCAUAUCAUCUGAUCUCUUAUCAUCUGAUCUUUCCUUCUUGAAGGUCACGGGGUAAUUCCAUUCACCCAGUUAGUGGGGAUCCUCGGAUUCAACCAUCAAAGAAUGAAAUCUACUGCUUUAAAGCUGAGCACCUCUUCAUGGACAAGAAUGGUAUCCAACAGUACCCCAUACCCAGAUAGUUUUACAUCUUCCAGUUUGAAUAGACCAGAAAAUGAUGAGCCAAAAACAUCUCCAUUAUAUGACUAUGGUGACUACUACAGUAAAGAUCUUGAUCCAUCUGCAAUUGUCUGUAAUUAUGGAGUUAAUGCAUCGAGCAUCCUACCUGUGUUAUACUCUCUGUUCUUCGUGUUGGGCCUGCUGGGUAACCUGCUGGUGUUAUGGGUGAUCUUAAUGGGUGUAAAGCUGAGAAGCAUGACUGACAUCUGUCUCCUGAACCUGGCUUUAGCUGAUCUGCUGCUGGUCUCCUCUCUCCCGUUCCUGGCUCACUAUGCCAGAGAUCAGUGGGUCUUUGGAGGCCCCAUGUGCACCAUGGUUUUAAGCGUCUAUCACAUUGGAUUCUACAGUGGGAUUUUCUUCAUUGUGCUGAUGAGUGUUGACAGAUAUUUAGCUGUGGUUCAUUCUGUGUUUGCUUUGAGAGUCAAAGCAAAGAUAUAUGGGAUCUUAGCCAGUGUGGUCAUCUGGAUCAUUGCUGUUGCAGCAUCGUUUCCUGAGCUUAUGUACCUGAAAACCUAUGAUAACAAUAAUAAAACAUACUGUCAUUCUUAUCCAACAGGUGAUCAGAAAUCUCACCAUUAUGGAAAGACUGUUGGUAUCAUUAAGAUGAAUGUUUUAGGAUUAUUUAUUCCACUGUGUGUAAUUGGAUUUUGUUAUUCAAGAAUUCUUUACAGACUCUUAACAGUUCGCUUUUCCAGGAAACAAGCUAUGAGACUUGUCAUUGUAGUGAUGGUUGCCUUCUUCUGCUGUUGGGCUCCAUACAAUAUUGCAGCUUUUGUGAAAGCAUUGGAGUUAAAUUAUCUUAUAGAGACAUCCUGCGGAAAAAGCAGAGCAAUCACUCUUAGUCUUCAGAUCACAGAAGCUCUGGCUUACUCACACAGCUGCUUAAAUCCCAUUCUCUAUGUGUUUGUAGGAGAGAAAUUUAGAAGGCACCUUUUUAGACUCCUGUACAAAACACCCAUCAGCAGAUUACAAUUCACAAAGAGAUACCUUACACAGGCUACAGGAUCUGUUUAUUCACAGACAACCAGUCUGGAUGACAAAUCUAUAGCAAUGCGAAGUGAGAUAUAAUCAGUUUAGGGAAUACAGACAAAGAAAAUAAAUAAGGCUCAAUAAUGUUUUUAUUACAGUAUUUUUAGCAGAAUGGGCUCAUCUUCUUGUUUAGCCUUGACCCUAAAGUACCUGCCAACUACCAUCCCAUCUCCAAUCUUCCUUUCCGGUCAAAGGUGUUGGAAAAGGUAGUUUCUGCCCAACUUCACAACUAUCUCAUAACACACAGUCUUAACGAGAAGUUCCAAUCUGGUUUUCGCUCUGGCCAUAGUACAGAAUCUGUCCCGGUCAGGGUCACAAAUGAUCUGCUGAUGAUGGCUGAUGCUGGCUUUCCCUCACUUCUUAUCCUUCUUGACCUCACCGCAGCAUUUGACACUGUGGACCACCACAUCUUGUGUCACCGCCUUCACUCCUCCAUUGGACUCUCUGAACUACUCUGGCCUGGAUUACAUCAUAUCUCACGGACAGAACAGAGUAUGUAUCACUGGGUUGUGCUAAAUCGGACACACACUUUGUUACCUGUGGUGUCCCUCAAGGAUCAGUCCUUGGCCCCAUCCUCUUCAUGCUGUACAUGCUCCGCCUUGGUCGUGUCAUUAGCCCGCAUGGAAUAUCUUUCCAUUGCUACGCUGAUGACACCCAACUUUACAUCAAAACAAACCCAACCCCCUCUACAGACCUUUCUACACUUUCCACUUGCCUGGAGGAGAUAAAGAAAUGGAUGACGGCUAACUUCCUGCAAGUUACCUGACUUUUGAGGCCCUCAUUAAACAUCUCUGCAAAACCUCCUUUUUCCACCUCAGGAACAUUGCAAAACUCUGCCCCAUACUCACUCUCACUGAUACUGAAAAACCUGUCCAUGCCUUUGUCUCUUCCAGGCUGGAUUAUUGCAACGCACUUCUCAUCUGGAUCCCUCGCAAGAACAUCCAACAGUUGCAGUACAAAACUGUGCUGAAGGAUCCUGAUGGGGGUACGGAAGUAUCAACAUAUCACACCCAUCCUCAAAUCCCUCCACUGGCUUCUUGUUCAGUACAGAAUUGAAUAUAAAAUUUCCCUUUUGACUUACCACCCUUAUACCUUAAACAACUCAUCACUCCCCUUUCCUCCUCACGCCAUCUCCGCUUUGGACAGGCCAAUCUCUGCCAGCCUCUGAGGACAAGGCUUCGAACAAUGGGUGACUGUGCCUUUUGCUCAGGAGCACCCAGUUUGUGGAACACUCUCCCUGUCCAUCUAAGGGCCCCACAGUGAUUCAUUUCAAGAUGAAUGUUUAAAAUAACUCAGCAUUUUUAGAUUUAUCUGUUACAAUUGCAUGCUUUGUUAAGAAAUCCUAAAUAUGGGCAUUUUUGAGUAUUUGUUAUUUGUAAAUGUAUCUGUAAAUAUUUGUAUAAUAUUUUAUAUUUUUAUACUUAUGCUUAAAUUUGUUUUUAUUUUUUAAGGCAAUUUUGUAUAAAAACUAAGUUAAACAAUAUGAACUUGUUUUUAUAAGUUAUGUCAACUUAUCACAAGUCAAAACUUAAAAUAGUAGGUUCCAUUGACUUGCAAAAUCAAGUUGUUUUAAGUUCAUGCUGCAUUUUUGACGGUGUAUAGUAACAGUACAGUAUAGUUCUCAUAUCAUUUAAGUGAUACUGUAGGCUUUGGCUUUUACUGUUGAUACUGUUGGCUUUUUUUUCUUUAGCUACAAUACAUGCAAAAAUACUUUUUUUGUUUCUUUGUUUAUUAC